AUGGGAAGCGUUGGGUGCUGCAAAAACUCUCCUCGUGUUGAUACGCUUAAAUUUGAUGAUAUAGAUUCUUCAAGUUCAGAAUAAAAUUCAUAAAAAAAGCAAGAUUAAUUUUCACCAAAAGCUAGCUCUCCUGGUCAAGAAGCUCUGCCUCUAUAAAUUAAUUAAAGAUAACCUUUGAUGUAUUAAAAACAUGCUUGUGUAUCUACUGCCUUUUAAUCUUACUCGUUUAAAACUAUAUCAACAGAACAUCAUUUCUCAAACUUUGUUACAUUUUAAGCACUUCCAUCUUCUAAAGAUUAACAGUCUAGUAGAAAAAUUUAGACCCAUAAAUCAAACAAUUUUGAAGACUUAAAUGAAAUUUAACAUUAACAGAGUAGUGAAUUUUAAAGUAGUGACUACAUUAAAAUACCCUCACAUUAUACAAAAAUUAUUUGA
Messenger RNA from Paramecium sonneborni, 435 nucleotides. The record is from the annotation of a GenBank genome assembly. Lineage: Eukaryota; Ciliophora; Oligohymenophorea; Peniculida; Parameciidae.